UUGUUGUGAACAUUAGACUUUGCUUAUCACUCACCCACGUAGUCCUUGAAGAUUUUAUAGCAACAACUCACUUUUUUCUUGGAAAGACCUCCCACAACGUCUUCAUCUAUAUUUCUAAGCAUUCCAUUAUAAACACAUCGAAAUGUCUUUACGUCAACUUGUGGAUGGCGAUUGUGGUGGUGUUAAUCCACUCAUGCAACUGGGUGGACAAUUCACACGAGAUGCCGCCCGCAAAGAUGAAGGCUUCAUGAAUGCACAGUUCGAGCGUAACUUGCGCCCUGAUGAACAUAUGGUGAACGAGUUUCUAGGACAAGUGACGGCGCCACCACAAUCUUUCCAAAUGGAUGCACUACUGCAAGAAAUGCGUGAAAUAGAGCAAACAAACGGCAUGGCAGUACAUGGUUUGGAUAAUACGAACAGUGUUAGCAAACAGUGGACAAAUGAAUUUAACAUGCAACCGUCAAUGGGAGCAUCCUCCUCACAUAUGGUACAUAUGCAGCCGCAAAAGCAACAGUUGGUACAUGUGCGUGAAUUUUUCGAUGAAGAGGGACCAGGCGUAUCUGGUACGUUUUUAGGCCAUACCCCUUCAGCGCCAUAUAUGCCAUUACAAACAUUGCCAACACCAUACCUAGCCAUCUGCCCAGCAUAUGAACCAAGUACUGAGCGUUUUUUUGAAGAAGCCAAGUCACUUACUAAAGCAGAGACGGAAAAAUUAUUGCCUCAAACAUCCACUAAGGAGUAUGUCGAAGACUGGAUCAACGAUUAUGAAGCCAGUGCAAAGCAACAUCAAGAAACCAGUAGCAGCUAUAAUGAGAGCUUCUGGCAGCGGUUGCAAGAUGAAUGGCAAAAGAUGUCUGAGGAAGCUGAACAUCCCUGGUUAUCUGAAUAUAGCGAAAAUUACGAUCCCUAUAAAGAGUAUGAUUUCGCAGAAGAAAAUCCAUUGGCCGAAGUAGAAAAUGCAUUGGCGAAGGGAAAAGAAUAUAUGCAAAAUGGUGAUAUACCCAGUGCAGUGCUUUGUUUCGAAGUGGCUGUAAAAAAGGAGUCCGAAAACGCUGAAGCAUGGGAGCUGCUGGGCAUCGCACAGGCGGAGAAUGAAAAUGAUCCACAAAGUAUAGCGGCGCUAAAGCGUUCUUUGGAACUACGCCCAGAUAACAACCGUGUGCUAAUGGCGCUCGCAGUUUGCUACACCAACGAAAGCCUACAGAGCCAAGCGCUACGCAUGCUAGUCAACUGGAUGGAAGUAAAUCCAAAAUAUAAACAUCUACUGCAACAGCAUCCAGAAUUACAAACUGAUGCUGGUGCCAUGGCAUCUUCGUUGAUCGUUGGUAGCAAACUACAAGCAGUACAAAAUCUCUUUCUCGACGCUGUACGCUUGAAUCCACAAGAAGUCGAUGCUGAUGUCCAGGAAGCUUUAGGCGUGCUCUACAACCUAUCCUCUGAGUAUGACAAAGCUGUAGAUUGCUUUCGUGCCGCGCUACAUGUUAAUCCGCAAAAUGCAAAAGUGUGGAAUCGUCUGGGUGCCAGCUUAGCCAAUGGCUCACGUUCUGUGGAAGCAGUGGAGGCCUAUCAGCAAGCAUUGCAGCUAGAACCGGGUUUCAUACGUGUACGUUAUAAUGUGGGUGUGUGUUGCAUGAACUUGAAGGCUUACAAACAAGCUGUUGAACAUCUGCUAACCGCUUUAAAUAUGCAAGCAAACACCGCUGCUGCACGCGAGUUACCAGCCGGCGCAGGUGCUAUUAGUGGUGGUCAAGCGCAAAUGUCCCACUCAAUUUGGAACACGUUGAAAAUGGUUAUCUCACUAAUGGGACGUAGAGAUUUACAUGGUGCUGUAAAUGAACGCGAUCUGAGAGUGUUAAAUGAGACGUUCAUGGACACAGCCUAAGCACGGUCGGUUUUCUGGUUUAAGUAUAUUAUAAAUAAUACUAUUACGUUUAAAAUUGUUAAUAUUAAUGGUGUUGGCUUGGUUUUGCAAAUCCGAUUCAAUGCAACUUAUAAAUAAAUAAUAA
Molecule: messenger RNA, 2006 nt
Organism: Zeugodacus cucurbitae (melon fly)
Lineage: Eukaryota; Metazoa; Arthropoda; Insecta; Diptera; Tephritidae
Gene: Pex5
Product: peroxisomal targeting signal 1 receptor
Exons: 1
Coding region: 143-1882 (579 amino acids)
Biological process (GO): protein import into peroxisome matrix, docking
Cellular component (GO): peroxisomal membrane; cytosol
Molecular function (GO): protein binding
Source: RefSeq, a predicted model, not a curated record